This is a messenger RNA of Triticum aestivum (bread wheat), 498 nucleotides long. RefSeq names its product SKP1-like protein 1. NCBI's taxonomy places the organism in Eukaryota, Viridiplantae, Streptophyta, Magnoliopsida, Poales, Poaceae. Gene Ontology annotation, biological process: ubiquitin-dependent protein catabolic process. The record is from RefSeq and is a predicted model, not a curated record. The coding region runs from base 1 to 498 and encodes 165 amino acids. The transcript has 2 exons.
AUGGCGGACGCGGCUGGGACGGCGGAGAGGAAGCUCACGCUGAAGAGCGCCGACGGCAAGGAGUUCUUCGUGGAGGAGGCGGUGGCGAUGGAGUCGCAGACCAUCAAGCACAUCGUGGAGGAUGGUUGCGCCAACAACAUCAUCCCCCUCCCCAACGUCAACGCCAAAAUCCUUGACAUGGUCAUCAAGUACUGCAGACAGCACAUCCAGAAGCGCGGAGCCGACGCCGCCGACCCCACCGCGAAGGCCUCCGAGCCGGACCUCAAGACCUUCGAUGAUAAGUUCAUAGACGUCGACCAGCAAAUCCUCUUCGACCUCAUCCUGGCUGCGAACUACUUGAACAUCAAGGGGCUGCUGGACCUGACCUGCCAGAAGGUCGCUGACAUGAUGAAGGGGAGGACUGUAGAGGAGAUCCGCAAGACCUUUGACAUCAAGAACAACUUCACCAAAGAGGAAGAGGAGGAAGUUCGGAGGGAGAACCAAUGGGCUUUCGAAUGA